AUGAAGACAGGUCGUCGUUGUUUCGGGCCAAUUUCCGGUCUCUUUCAAACUUGCUUCUACGGUGCUCUACAGCUUUCCGACUGGUUGAUCGGCAAUCUUCCGGCAUUCAAGAUCUCAUUUGCUUCAUAUCUGGGCCUAUCGGGCAUCAACGCCGAAAACUUCCGGCGGAGUCACAGUAAUCAGGAGGUCCAUGUAGUACCACGAAGAAGUACACCGAAACACGUCGCCCUCGACGGUGUCAGGAUCUCGUUCCGCGACCACGGCUUCUUCCGAAGCAUCCAGACGCUGUGUCUAUCCAACGUCAGCUUCAACAUCGAGCGAGGCCACGAACUGUCUUCUCUAUUCUCGCAUUGCGUGGUGCUGGAGAAGCUCACCAUCAAGAACUCGCGCGUCAACCUCGAUCAUCCAGACCUCGACGAUGAUACACUGUUCAAGUUGCCCGUCAACUUGCGCAAACUCACAUACAGCGGUGCCAACGAUAACGAUUUUGACAUUAUGAUAAGCUGCGAUGUGUCACCCGGCGUUCAUCUAUCGCUGUCGUGUACGGCGUCUCCAGAUGAGCCGGUCUAUGCUAUCAUCGGCCCAAUCGUACUCGAUGACUGGGUGGCGCGCGACCGCGCGCCCGAAGCCGUCAGAGUCGCUAUUUCGUACAAUAGUGUCGCACUGGACAUACACCUCGAGUGUUGGAGGCACGUCGAAGAUUCGCUAUGUGGUGCCGAUCCGGACGUGGCGUGUCACCAUUACGCGGACGAAGACGUCGAGAUUGCCGACAUCCUUGACGGACCGGGAUACGAACGCGUUCGUCACUUCAUGAUCGACAUCGACGCGGAUGCGCUCCCCGACCUGUUCACAGUCUGGGUAUGCUCGCAAAUGGAGAACUACCCGAUGUCGGAGCUCCAACAUCUCACCCUCCGCCUAUUCUCCGACGAGGCGAACGUCGAGGACCAGAAGACGCAUUUGCGUUCAUCGGCCCAAUCGCUGUAUAGAUGGCUGUACUGGCGUCGCGUCGCUGGGCAAGCUAUUAAGACGCUUAGCAUCCCUGCGCAGAUGGCGACUCUGUUGGAUGGACUUGGCGAUGGUGAGAGGGAGGCUUUCAUCCCUGACGCGAGUGGACUUGAGGCGACGAUCUCGCUCAAGACCUUGCCGGCGUGGAGGGACUUGGUUUCUUUCGUCGAGAUUCUUGGUGAAUCAUGA
Peniophora sp. CBMAI 1063 is the source of this 1194-nucleotide messenger RNA. NCBI's taxonomy places the organism in Eukaryota, Fungi, Basidiomycota, Agaricomycetes, Russulales, Peniophoraceae. The record is from the annotation of a GenBank genome assembly.